UCCCCCCAUUCCCCUCCCUGUCUAUAGGCGGAGUGAGGCGGCUCGGCCGGACCCCGCUGCUCAGUGAGUCGGGACCACCAUGCCCGGGCAGCGGCUCUGAUCCUGGCACCCAGCUCUGCCCAUCUCUGCCCAUCUCUGCCCAGCUCUCACCCUCACUGCUCGCCCUAUUGGCCACUAUGGAUUCCCGCCUGAGAUGCUGGAGCCUGGCAGCCCUGCUGUGCCCUCUCCUCCUCCUCCUCCGGGCAGAACCUCAAACUGGAACAGGGACGGAGAACCUUGGCCCAGAGGCGGAUAAUUCCUACAGCCAACCAGCCGCAGGCAUUUCCGAGGGGGUCGUGGCGGGUGUAAAAGCGGUGGAGAGAGAAUUAAAGUCUGGUGGAGAAGACUUUGUAGGUGGGAGAAGUCCUUGGAGUCCAACCACGGCUGGAAAGUCACAGGAGAACCUUUCAACUGAAGCAGAGGGCUUUGCUGGAAGGGCAACAGGUAGCCCAGUGGCCACUACAGACAGCCCUUAUACCCCCCAUCCCAGUGGGCCGGCUACUGGGAACAAUAAGUCAUCAACCUGUGCCGACUGCAGGGGGGAAGACAUUGAUCGGAAGCCGCCGGUGAGGUCCUUGCUGGCACAGAGCAAUGGGGAGGAGGAGGAGGAACCCGUUACCGGAAUGGUUUGGCCCUUUAGCCGGGAAGCUUUGGACUUGGAAAUUAGAAAGAGAUUACUGAAAAGCGGAAUUGUUUCAGCCACAGAAAGCCAAGAGGAUGCUGGGAGUGGAGACCGAGGGCAAGGUCAGCAGGGGGCGUACGAGAGCCCCCCGGGGAAAGACUGGGAUUUGGGGGAGUUUUUGGACAAGACGACUGCCUCUCCCUCCCAGGCAACUGUUACGCCCAGCAAGGGGCUUGUCAAUCCAACGGCCAAAGCCAUCAGCCCCGACUCGGCCGAAAUCGACCAUCUCCUCCAAGUGUCCAGGGAAACCGUUCUCCAGUCUCCUUCAUCUUCAGAUACUGACCCCCACGGCCAAGGCGGCCAAAGACCAGAAAAGGCUCCAGAAUUGGUUCCAGAGGGAGCGACCAAUCCGUUGGCUGCACAGGGAGCUCAGGGGGGCACAGACGUCGCCAUGGUUACUGAUAAAACAGAAAGUCCCGUUGGCCCCAGUGUGGCACCGGUCGGCCAAGACAAGGCCUCGGAGGCCCCCCCAGAUCACGCCGUCGAUGACCUUAUCAACUUUGACUACUACGACCUGUUCAAUAUAGACGGACACGGUGGUCUCGGCCGCUUCCCCGGUUCCUCCGUCCCCGGCGGGGACUCCACCAAGAAGAAACACGACAAGAAGGUUCCGUGGCCAAUGCCGGAACUUUACGACGAUUUUACGCCCUUUGACGAAUCUGAUUUCUACCCAACGACGUCUUUCUACGCGGACGGAGAUGACGAUGGGGGAAUCGAGGACGACGACGAUGACGAUGAUAUCGAGGAUACGGACGACAUAGACGAUGACGAUACUGGGGCGAGGGAUGUGGCCAAUGUGCCCAAAGCCGCCACUCUUACGCCAAAGGUACAGACGGCGAUGGUGGACGAGAAGCCGACGGGAAGGCAACACAAUCCGCAUCAAACCUUUAUCCUGUACGGGGGGGACGGGCACCCCAAGUUCCACCCAGACAGCAGUAAGGAUUUGUCUCAGGCGGGAAUGAACGACAGCGGCGGCACCGGCGGGGAGUGCAGGAAUGGAUACGUGCGGCGCAACAACUCCUGCAGGUCUCUGUGCGACAUCUACCCCACCUACUGCUACAACGGGGGGCAGUGCUACAUUGUGGAGAAUACGGGGGCAUUUUGCAGGUGCAACACACAGGACUACAUUUGGCACAAGGGCAUACGCUGCGAGUCCAUCGUGACGGAUUUCCAGGUGAUGUGCGUGGCGGUUGGCACGGCGGCGCUGGUGGUCCUCCUCCUCUUCAUGAUGACCGUCUUCUUUGCCAAGAAGCUCUACCUGCUUAAAACUGAGAACUACAAACUGAGGAAAAGAAACAGGUACAGGACUCCUUCCGAGCUCCACAACGAUAACUUUUCUCUGUCCACCAUUGCCGAAGGCUCGCACCCAAAUGUAAGGAAACUAUGCGACACUCCAUCUAACCUCUCCCCCCAUGCCCGCGCAUUGGCUUACUAUGAUAACGUUAUUUGUCAGGAGGACCCCAAUGCCCCCCAGAAGGUGCAGGAUCUCCCCAAAGCCUGCCUGAAGGAUGAGGAGCCAUUCAACAUCCAAAAUUCUCUCUCUCCCAAGCACGACAGCGGCAAAGGGGACCCCGAUAUUGCGGACGUUAACUGCGUCCUGAACAACUUGACAUGAGGAAGGACGAAAGCGUUUGUUGGAUAAAAGAAGGUGACUCCGUGUUGUCUUCUCUGACUUAACUUCUCCAGUGCUGAAGGACCUCACGAGAGGACCAAUCACAGUCCGCCUCCAGCACUGACAGUGUUAAUGUAUCAUUUCCAUACCACACCCUCUAAUGUGCCCCCCAAAUCCCUGGCAUGCUUUGGUGUAUUUUGUACAGAGGUUGGCAUAACGCUGGUGCAGAGUCUUGGAGAAGGUGCGCUCUAGCGUACCAACCGUGGGCCAGACUGGAGUUAACCCCAUAUGUCUCCAUUCCAUGAAUGCAUUAAGGUACAGUUGAUAUGAUUAAUAUAGAGGCGUUCGGCUCAUACUGACUAGUUAAGGCAAGAUGCCCCUGGUGAUGUCUCCUACCGGUGGCCAAUAGGGUUGCUCAUGAGUCAGAAUAUUUUAGGUGUCUUUGAAGGCUUUGCUUUAGGGUGGGACCUGAGGAUCUCCAGGUGUUGGUAGUCUUUAACAUUCUAUGGGUGCCCCUACUUUGGGGUCUCAGUCACUCCCCCUGUAUUGCUUGUUUGGUGGUCUCCUGGCCUAGGAGCAAUGCAGAACCUGCAGCAGAUGGAGCAAGUUCACCCUUUCACGCCUUGCUCUGUCUCCUUUGGGUGCUGAGUUCGGCCUACAUCCGGAAUCCACCAAGCACCCUGGAAACAAACAGCACUUGCCCCUGGCACAUCAAGGAACACCCAUGUAGCAGCGGUCCAACCAACCACCCUUGCCCACUCUCGUACCGCUUAGUGCUGUAGAAUGUUUCUCAGUUUAAAGGCAAACUAUACCCUCUAGUCAAGCUUUAAAGAAACUGGGAAUUACACAAAACAGAAAAGCCAUCCUAAAACCAGACUUGAAACAGUUAUUUCUAAAUGUAACAUAAACUCAACCUGCCGCGUUUCAUGCUUUCCCUAGCAGAUAUCUAUAGGGCAAGAGCCAGUGUUGGACUGGAACUCUAGGGGCCCACCAGAAAACCUUGGAGCAUGGGCCCACUCUUUAAAGUAUUAUUCCUUUGCUCAUUUAAUCUCUUUAUUAUUCCUGGUAUCUUUGCUCCUCUUUGAACCUCCACCGGGAGUUUUCCUGGUAUCCCCGAUGGACCAGUCCAACUUCAGCAAAUAGUUAGAAGCACGAGGCCCACUGACA
Molecule: messenger RNA, 3500 nt
Organism: Xenopus tropicalis (tropical clawed frog)
Lineage: Eukaryota; Metazoa; Chordata; Amphibia; Anura; Pipidae
Gene: cspg5
Product: chondroitin sulfate proteoglycan 5
Exons: 5
Coding region: 177-2336 (719 amino acids)
Source: RefSeq, a predicted model, not a curated record